Alternaria rosae is the source of this 2360-nucleotide messenger RNA. Its product is annotated as heterokaryon incompatibility protein-domain-containing protein. The transcript is spliced from 4 exons. The record is from RefSeq and is a predicted model, not a curated record. The coding region runs from base 147 to 2144 and encodes 665 amino acids. Lineage: Eukaryota; Fungi; Ascomycota; Dothideomycetes; Pleosporales; Pleosporaceae.
CUCCCAGCCUCAUUAAUGUGUUCAGACGCUCCUAGUUUACUCCUCCAGGCGGCAGUAUCGCAUGAACAGCUCACUUCUCUAUACGUACGCAGGAAACCGGCUCUAUCGGUAUCAGACUGUCAACAUCUUCCAAGAUUAACGCGACUAUGCGCCUCCUACAAUGUUCAUCUGACUCUGUCGGCUUCAGCCUCGUUGAGCGGUUCAAGGAAGAAGUCCCGCCCUACGCAAUCCUAUCACACACCUGGGGUUCGAACGAAGAUGAAGUCACAUUUUCAGAUAUGAGAGACGAGCGAGCCAAACGCAUCCCUGGGUAUAGCAAGCUAGUUUUUUGUUCUGAACGCGCUACUAGCGACAAACUAGAAUUCUUUUGGGUGGACACAUGCUGUAUUGACAAGAGCAGUAGUGCUGAGUUAACGGAAGCCAUCAACUCCAUGUACAAGUGGUACCAACAGGCUACGAAGUGCUAUGUUCUUCUUUCAGACGUGGAAAUCGAUGUGCCCGUCGAAGACAUAUCUGAGGAACAAUGGGUGCAGAUAUUUCACAGCAGUAGAUGGUUUCAGCGUGGUUGGACACUGCAAGAAAUGAUUGCGCCAAGAGUCGUCGAAUUCUUUUCGAGGACAGGGAAACCGCUGGGCGACAAAGUCACACUGCUACAGGCUCUCCAUCUUCGAACCCGGAUACCUGUUCUGGCACUCCAGAGCGGUUCACUAGAAGAGUUUAGCAUCGACGAGCGCAUAUCAUGGAUUGAGGGACGUCAGACGAAAAGAGAAGAGGAUUCAGCAUAUUCUCUAUUGGGUUUGUGCGACGUCUACAUGCCGCUAAUAUACGGUGAGGGGUUUGGGCGAGCCUUGACCCGGUUGCGCAAUGAAGCCGAGCGCUCGCUGCACGAUAGAGUACCAACCGAUCCACCUGGGGCACGUCGAUGGACGGUUCCUUUUCGGCGCGAAACCGAAUUCCAUCAUGGCGAUUGCUUGGAGAAGGUGUAUCAGACAUGCUCCCAGAACGGUGGCUGGGCAUCCCUGAUUGGACCCGCGGGCAUUGGGAAGACACGACUCGCUAUCGAAUAUGCCUAUCGAGUCCGAAUUCAGACCCCAACGAGAUGGGUUUUUUGGAUCAACGCAGAGACGCGUGCAAGUUUCAGAGAAGGUUUCAACGCAAUCGCCGCGGCGGCGAAGAUACAUCACUGGAACGACCCUUCUGUCGACAUAUGUCCAAUCGUGUAUAGAUGGCUAUGCGAUAUCGCAAAUGGGCAAUGGACAAUGGUGGUUGACAAUGCUGAAGAUGCCGACACCUUCUUCGUCUCACGCAUAUCGCGAAAUCAUGCAACAGCGGAUCCGAUUUCAUCCGUGCAGCAACUCUCCAAUUUCCUUCCAGUAUCCCCCAACGGGUCGAUCCUCUUCAUCACUCGAAAUCGAGACUUUACGCGGGGACUCAGGGGUAUCAACAGUAAUAUUGCGAAUAUCGAAGUCCGGGACUACGCUUCGUUCAACAUAGAAACCCACGUAACACCAAUUCUUCAGGAAACUCCAAAUGCUUCCGAAUCAUCACAGAUCUCUGGGGGCAAUGUGGUAGCAUUGCAACCGGACAAACGUACAGCCGAACCAACAGCGCCCAGAAAGGAAGUAGCCGUGUAUUGGACAUCCCGUGGUAAGCGCAUGUUCGACAAGUACGUUGACAUUGACCAUGGCGCUGUAAGGGAGCUCGAACGAGAGCUGCAAGCACGAUACAAGACUCCCGCGAAGGACACGUCAUGGAGCUUCGCACAAAUACUGCGCCUAUCAAGUCGGCAGGGUGGAGAUGGGAAAAUGACAGACUCGGAAGCCGAACGGGGAGGAUGCGAGUUGCAGACUCCUUCUGGUGUAUCCCGCCCGGUUGAUGCUACUGCGGCGUUUGAACGUGGAUUCAAAGGUCCAAAAGGGGAGCCUCUUCGUCUACUGGUAUGUGUGAAUGAUCAAUCGAAGUUGAAGUUGACGCAGGAGGAUCUGCAUGAUAUUAACGACGAUCGUCAACUAUUCCAUCACCUUCGAAAGCGGCUUUUGGCAUACCAACAUCGGGUCACUCUCAAAGACAUCAAAAGUUUCACUUUAGCCAAGGCUCGAUUACAACAACAACCCUGUAGUCUAUACACACCAAAGUUCGUGUAAAGUCUUAACAAAUAGGCUUUAUCACCCGGAUUCGGGAUUCUAUUGUAUCUGUCUUCCGCCGGAAGAGAUGGUCGGAAACGACAAGGAAUACAUUUGUAACCCAGCACCAGGAUCUCGAAAUCGGCGGCUGAUGCCGAUCCUUGGUUUCAACAUGUUGAAACAAGACCUUCUUGAUCCUGAUGCUAUCGCAGCUGGUCAAAGAACAGUCCUUGACCA